GGAACAAAGCAAGGAGUCUUCAGUCAGUGAUUUUGUCAUGGAUGCCAUGAGACUCUCUACCCUGUUGCUCUGUCUUUUUUUGGCCUCAGUCUCUGCUGUGGGAAAACUGAAAAACAUUGAUGACUUGAAGAAUGUUGGCUAUGGCAAACCUUUUCCCCGUCAUGGACUCCAGCUGUUGUUCUGGUUUGCCCAACAAGUUGAUCGUGCUGAUCAAAAUGUAAUUCAUAUGAAUUCUGAUUUUAAUCCAAAGGGCAACUUUGGCUUUCAUGAGUUUAAAAAUUACGAAGAAAUCCUCCCAAACAUAAGUAUUAGAGGGGUACAAUACUAUUCAGUUGGGAAUCUAAAUUAUAAGUACCCUGAUAAGCACAAGUACCCUGAGGGCAAAAAACUGCCGUGCUACGUGAGGAAGUAUUAUAAUAAAGAGAAACCAUUGAAUAACAUGGAUAGGCUCAUGAUCUCAGUGAACCCAAAUAGUCCAAAAACUGUUUACAGUGUCUACAUUACGGCACAUAUUAAUAACAGUGGGGAAUUUGAUCAUGAUGCCACAUAUGAGAUUGAUUCUUCUCUUAUAAACAAUAUCAAGAGGAUCAAUCAACCAUAUGAUGGCAAAGAAGAAUGUAAAAGAUGCUAUAAUUUCCUAAAAAGAACAGGAUACACUGGUGAUGUCCCCUUUACAGUCAACUCUUUUUGUAACCAACAGUUACAUUCACUAACAGCUGGUUUCCAAAUCGAGUUUUCCGAAUCAAUAUUUUGCCAUGAUUUAGAGUUUGAUCAUUUCACCACAAGAAUAAACGGGUUUGAUGCAGGUCUGGAACUAUACACUGAAGACGGUUAUGCUUGUGCUCGGCUCUACAUCAAGAAGACCUUCACAAACUGGCAAAAUGACUUCUACUACUCAUGGGUAGGGUUUUACAAGGGUCCAGAAGAAGCAAAUGAUAAAUACAGCACACAUCAGUAUGCUGUGAAAUUUCAAAAAGGAGAAGAAGAUAACACAAAGGAUUAUGAUAUUUAUGAAUACCAGUCAAGUUUAGCAAUUGCUCCAGGAGUUCAGAUUCGAUUUCUACUGGACAAGAACUAUAACUAUGUGCUAGCAAAAACUACACCUUGGGCAGGUCCUGAAACAGAGAUGAUGUCACCAUCAGAUUUUGACAGUUUGGCUCCAAGUAAUACUGAUAUCUCCUCAUAUGGUAAUGCUGUCAUCCCUGUUGAAAUUAAAGGGUUUGAUGCUGGUCUGCGUCUCUACGGUGAAGAUGGUAGAGCAAGUGCUCGGCUGUACAUCAAGAAGACCUUCAGUGAUUGGCAAGAUUACUUUUCUGACUCGUGGGUGGGGUUUUACAAAGGAAAAGAAAUAGCAAAUGGUGAAUAUUACACUUAUCGAUAUGUUGUACAUUUUGAAAAAGAAGAAGGACAUUUGACAGAUUAUGAUGUUUUCAAAUACCAGUCAAGUUUGUUAAUUGCACCUGGAGUUCAGAUUCGCUUCCUACUAAACAAAAAUUUGAAUACUGAACUUGCACGAACUCUACCCUGGGAGGCAGAGUUAAUUUAGUUUAUUACACGACACUCUACAAUACUUGAUUCUGAUUGGUCAGUCUCGACAUUCAGACAUACUGCAAGUCAUCUUAGUUUAAUACCUACAAAUAAAUACAGUAAAAAUAUGCAUAAUUAAUAACACAUAUGAGAUAUUGAUAAUAUACUACAAAAUCCUUAAUUUUAUUAACAAUUUGAAUAAUCGGCUGCUCAUGUCUUUGUUAUAAGUAAUCCGUUGUUUCUAACAUCAUUUUAAUUUUAAUUGUUCAACUAAUUAAAAAUGAAUUUUCAUCUUGUGA
Paramisgurnus dabryanus is the source of this 1826-nucleotide messenger RNA. RefSeq lists its product as uncharacterized. NCBI's taxonomy places the organism in Eukaryota, Metazoa, Chordata, Actinopteri, Cypriniformes, Cobitidae. The record is from RefSeq and is a predicted model, not a curated record.